Molecule: messenger RNA, 1415 nt
Organism: Trichoplusia ni (cabbage looper)
Lineage: Eukaryota; Metazoa; Arthropoda; Insecta; Lepidoptera; Noctuidae
Product: O-glucosyltransferase rumi homolog
Exons: 6
Coding region: 80-1276 (398 amino acids)
Biological process (GO): positive regulation of Notch signaling pathway; protein O-linked glycosylation
Cellular component (GO): endomembrane system
Molecular function (GO): UDP-glucosyltransferase activity; UDP-xylosyltransferase activity
Source: RefSeq, a predicted model, not a curated record
UCAGUACUUUGAUAAAACUGAUGUUUAAGUAUUAAUAAUAUUAUUUACCAUUACACGUAUCUCAUUAGAUUUAGUGAAUAUGAAUAGGUACUUGUUUACACUAGUGUGUAUAGUCGUUUCAGUAACUUCUGACUCAAACAAAGACUCUUGUAACAAAGAUGAAGAAGUUUGCUCUCAAAAACACAACAAAUACAGUAAAGAAGCAAACGAAGUGUCAUCAAAAAUCAAAGAAAGUAUUAAUUUAGCUGCACAACAGUAUGUGCCCUGUAAAAGCGCUAAUUGUAGCUGUCAUAAGUCAGUAAUUGACCAAGACUUGGCCCCAUUUGCCACUGGUAUAACUAAAGAACUAUUUAACACUGCUCGCGCAAAGGCAACAAAGUAUCAGAUAAUUAAUGGCAAACUGUACAGGGAGAAAGAAUGUCAUUUUCCAGCAAGAUGUGCUGGAGUUGAACAUUACUUGACAGCACUGGCAUCGAAAAUGCCAAAUUUAGAAAUAGCACUGAAUACAAGAGACUGGCCUCAAGUAAACCAAGCUUGGGGGCAUCCUAAAGCACCAGUAUUUUCUUUUAGUAAGACUAAAGAUUAUUAUGAUAUCAUGUAUCCUGCCUGGAGUUUCUGGGAAGGAGGCCCAGCUAUCUCAUUAUACCCUACUGGCAUUGGCCGAUGGGAUAUACACAGAAUCUCAAUUACAGAAUCUUCUGAAAAAUGGCCUUGGGGAGAGAAAGAGAAUAAGGGAUUCUUUAGAGGGUCGAGGACAAGUGAAGAACGGGAUGCUUUAAUCUUGCUCUCUAGAUCUGAACCUGAUCUUGUUGACGCUCAGUACACAAAGAAUCAGGCCUGGAAGUCUGAUCUGGAUACUCUAUAUGCACCAGCAGCUUCUGAGGUAUCAUUUGAAGACCAUUGCAAGUACAAAUACCUUUUCAACUAUAGAGGAGUAGCUGCUAGCUUUAGAUUUAAGCAUUUGUUUCUAUGCAAAUCAUUAGUAUUCCAUGUUGGUGAUCAAUGGCUUGAAUUCUUCUACCCAUCAUUGAAACCAUGGGUACAUUACAUUCCUAUCAGCACAAAAGCCACGCAAGAAGAGAUAAAGGAUUUAAUUAUCUUUUUUAAGAAUAAUGACGCGAUAGCUAAAGAAAUCGCGGAUAGAGGCUACCAACAUAUUUGGGAACAUCUCACUGACAAAGAUGUCAAAUGUUACUGGAGAAAACUGUUAAAAAAAUAUGUAAAGCUUGUCAAAUACAAUGUUGUGAAAGAUAAUGAUCUGAGAUUAAUAUCCUAGAUAAGAAUUACAAAUAAAUCUAAUAUGAUCUAAUUGUUGUCAAAAUGUUUAACAAAGGAAUGUAUUUUUGGCAAGUUUUUAAGUCAUUCCAAUUUCCAGUACACAACAUUCUUUUUUUACUUAAGUAAGUUAGGCAAAA